AGCACCGGCCAGACGUACCCGAGCGCCGCCAUGACGCUCGGACUCACACCGGCUCUACUCCUGGCGGCAAUCUUCCUAUGCCGAAGUAUCCUUGGCCUAAACUACGCUCCCGACUUACCAGAAGACGCGAGACUCAAUUUCACAGGACUAGCCACCAAAUACGGUCUACCCUGCGAGGAACAUGACGUUACGACCGAAGACGGAUACAUCCUCAAGCUCUUCCACAUUCCCGGGGACAAAACACGCCCUGUACUCCUCAUGCACGGAAUCAUCGACUCCGCUGACACAUUCAUGAUUAGAGGAAAUACGUCCAUGGUGAUGGCCCUCAGUACAGCCGGCUACGACGUGUGGGUCGGCAACAAGAGAGGGAACAGGUACUCCAGAAAGCAUCGGACUCUUGAUCCCGACAUCGAUAAACAAUUUUGGGACUUCAGUUUUCAUGAGAUCGCCCUGUACGACUUGCCGGCGACCAUCGACCACAUCCUAAACAACACGGGCCAGCCUAGCCUCAGCGCCAUCGGACAUUCGCAAGGAAAUACAAUUUUCUAUGUGCUGGGCUCCAUGAGGCCCGAAUACAACGACAAGAUCAAAAUACUCAUCGCAUUAGCACCCGUUUGUUAUUUGCACCACCUACAGCCACCGUCAAGACACGUCGUGGAAGCGUGGCCUUUCGUGGACGAACUGUUGUCGUUAGCGGGAACAGAAGAAGUUUUUGGGGAGCAAACACUGGAGAUACAUAUUUUAAAGACUGUGUGCACCCAAAAAGGUAGUUACGAAAUAUGCGCCAAACGUUUUCUGCUAGCAUUGGCCGGUAUGGACCCCGAGGAGUUGGAGCCGGAGUUCCUUCCAGUAGUGAUGUCCCAUUACCCGUCGGGGACGUCAAGGAAAGGCGGGACUCAUUUGCUGCAGCAGGGUUUGAAGAAAAGCUUCGCGCAGAUGGAUUAUGGUGUUGAGAAGAAUUUGGUUGUUUAUAAUUCUGUGAGUCCGCCUAGUUAUGAUUUGGGGAAGGUGAGGAUGAGGGUGGCGUUGAUUGCGGCGGCGAACGACGGGAUGAGCGCGCUGGCGGACGUGAAGCUGCUUCGGGCUCGCCUGCCCAACGUCGUUGAGUACCAGGUCCUGGAGCGCAGCCGCUGCAACCAUCUCGACUACGUGUGGGGCCGGCGCAUGGCCAAGUAUUUACUCCCGCACGUGUUCUCGUUGUUAGAACGGUUUGGUGGAUGAAAGUGCAGUGUUGUGAGUGUUGUGAUAUAAGUGACGCAUGUUCAACGAAUUAGCUUAAGACGUAUCACUCAUUAAGGCUGAGUUGCACCACCUAACUUUGACCGUAACUAUAACGAUAACCGGUGCUUUUUGUAUGGAG
Ostrinia furnacalis (Asian corn borer) is the source of this 1360-nucleotide messenger RNA. RefSeq names its product lipase 1-like. NCBI's taxonomy places the organism in Eukaryota, Metazoa, Arthropoda, Insecta, Lepidoptera, Crambidae. The transcript has a single exon. Gene Ontology annotation, biological process: lipid metabolic process. Gene Ontology annotation, molecular function: hydrolase activity, acting on ester bonds. The coding region runs from base 31 to 1221 and encodes 396 amino acids. The record is from RefSeq and is a predicted model, not a curated record.